CGUUCCAGACUCCCACGGGCAUGCCGUACGGUACGGUGAACCUGCUGAAGGGCGUCAGUCCCACCGAGACGCCGGUCACCUGCACCGCCGGCGUGGGAACCUUCAUCCUGGAGUUCGCCACGCUGAGCCGACUAACAGGAGACCCAACGUUUGAGAACGCAGCCCGACAAGCCCUGAGGGCCCUGUGGAAGACCAGAUCCGACAUCGGGCUGGUGGGGAACCACAUUGACAUCCUGUCUAAGAAGUGGGUGGCUCAGGACGCCGGUAUCGGAGCGGGGGUGGACUCCUACUUUGAGUAUCUGGUGAAAGGAGCCAUCCUGCUGCAGGACGAGGAGCUGCUCAACAUGUUCCUGGAGUACGAUCGAGCCAUUCAGAACUACACCCGGUUUGACGACUGGUACCUGUGGGUCCAGAUGCACAAAGGGACCGUCUCCAUGCCCGUGUUUCAGUCUCUGGAGGCCUUCUGGCCCGGUCUUCAGUCUCUCCUGGGGAACCUGGACAGCGCAGUGAGAACUUUCCAGAACUAUUACUCUGUGUGGAGACAGUUUGGAGGUCUGCCGGAGUUUUACAGCAUCCCUCAGGGUUACACUGUGGACAAGAGAGAGGGAUACCCACUGAGACCAGAGCUGAUAGAGAGCGCCAUGUACCUGUUCAGGGCGACAGGCGACCACACCUACCUCCAGCUGGGCCUCGACGCCCUGGAGUCCAUCGAGAAGAUCACCAGGACGCCCUGCGGAUACGCCAGCGUGAAAGACCUGCGGGAUCACCAGCUGGACAACAGGAUGGAGUCCUUCUUUCUCGCUGAAACCAUCAAGUACCUGUACCUGCUCUUUGACCCCGCCCACUUCCUGCACGGCGGGGCAGCGGAGGGGGACGGGUCCUGGGAGGAGGGGGGCGAGGACGGGCAGUGUGUUUUAGGGGCAGGGGGGUUCAUCUUCAACACCGAAGCCCACCCUCUGGACCCGGCGGCGCUGUACUGCUGCAGCCGGCACGCCCAGGACCGCCAGGAGCUCAGAGACAUCCUGCUGAGCCUGCCCAAAGAGAAGAAGAAGACCAGAUCAAAGCCCGCCGCCAAACACACUGAAGACCCUCCCCACGGACCAUCAGAGAGCAUAGCUUUAAAACCAGGCGAGAAGAAGACCCCCCCUCUGCUGUCCUGCCCCGUUCAGCCGUUCAGCGCCCGGCUCUCCAUACUGGGACAAGUCUUCACUGAUAACACCUGACACUCACCUGGAUCACAUGACCUCCUGUAACACUUGAUCAGCGUGCCUCUUGCUUUUGUUGUUAAUGUGAAAAUGUGUUUGUACAACAUGUCAGCUUCAAGGGGAACAGAGACAGCAACAUUCCCUGUGGUGUUUGAGUACUGGAGUUAUGAGGAUUCAAGAUUCAAGGCUUUUAUUGUCAUUUGUACAAAGCUACAGUGUAGAUAUGACAAUGAAAAUCUCAGGUCACAGGCUCCUCCAACAGUGCAACACAAUAAAACAGAUAAAAUAGUUAAAUAAUACAAACAAGUUGGAAAGCCAUAGAGUGGUGCAGGAAUGAGUCCUUAAACCAGGAGAUAAGUCAGCGUUUUAGCUCUUCUGGUUCCCGUGUCUCAAAGUCAAUCCACUGAAGAAACUGAACCGUUGACUUUAAUUAAAUGUAUUAUUUCACUUAACUGUAUUAGGUUAGUUGAAAGCAAUAAUAUUACGUUUGAUUGAAAAACAUUAUGUUCAACUUGAUAUUAUUGCUUUAAACCUAAUACACUUAUGUGAAAUCUGUUGACACAAUACACUUAAAGUCAACGUGUCAGUUUUUCAGUUUGGGUUUUCGAAUGUGUUUUUGAUUGGAUGCCUGAAAUGUUGUUCUACGACAUAAAAUAUCCCACGGGAUUUCUGAAGCUCAAACGUAUCUUAAAAAUCAGCGGUUUCUAAUGAGUGUCGAUACAACUAAAUGUCAACAUGGCAACCAUUAGCUGCCUUUAGGGCGGUGGUGGCGAAGUCCAUAGGGACUUGGCUUGGCAACUGGAAGGUCAAGUGCUACCGAGGUGUCCCUGAGCAAGGCACCGUUCCCUACACGGCUCCCCGGGCGCCAUACAUAAUGGCAGUCCACUGCUCCUAACACUAGGAUGGGUCAAAUGCAGAGAAACCGUUUCGUUACCUGUACUACGUAAUGACAAUAAGUUGAAUCUUCUUCUUCAGCUUAGCGUCGGUGACAUGAAGCCAAGUGAUUGUGAUGUAGUUGCUUUUUACUUCUGGGGAUUUCAUAUACGCUUCACAAAUGAUGAUUCUGCUGAACGAAACGUGGACGUAUCAUAACCGUGUGUUUGCCACAGAUCUUAUUUCUGCAAAAAUCUAAAAUCUAGAGAUGCUAACUUCAGGGUCGGCUUACAAAAGCACUUCAUUUUAUUUACAAACCAGUUUACGUCCAAAAACAGUAGAGCUCAUUACUGCUGGUGAGUUUAAAUGAGAGGAAGGAAGCUGCUCUAGGGAACAUACAAGUUAUAAAGACAAAACGUUUAAAAGCUUUCCAUUAGGUGACUAUUUCUUGUUUGAAAUUCUAAAGACACACACAGCUUAUUCAGGGUGUACGAGCAUUAUCCAUGUUUUUGAAAAUGUUACCAUGAAAUAUCCAUCUGAUUAAACGUGUUUUUACCAUAAGAGUAGAAGUACCAGAUUGGGUAGAAAACAAAUCAUUCCUAAACAGUUUUGUUGUCGUGAUGAAGGUGAUCCAAGAACUGAUAUUUAAACUGAAGGUGAAAUAUAGUUUUUUAUUUAUUAGAAAGGUUGUGGUUAGUUGUUCGGUUUGUUAUGUUCUUAUUUGUUUAUUACGACUCUGUAUCUGCUGUUUUCAUACUUAAGAAAUGUGUGAAAAUAACACGAAGUUUGAAUUAGAAAAAAUCUACAAUUUCCUGCCUCAGCGCACACACACGGGGGUUUUAUAUGUCCUAAGUGUGUAUCUGCAGAUGUGUGAAUGUGUGCCGCUGCCAGGUGGAGGCCGCAUGUUAACACCAUUGUUAGAAGGUAUGAAAGAUUAAGGAAAACAUAUUUCAAAUUCAUUCAUUGCACAAAGUCAAAAAACAUUUCUAUUUUUGAUAGCUUCUCAUGUAAAAAAUUAAACUAUUGUCAGCAUCCUUCUCCUCUUAUUUCACCGUAAUAGUCUCAAAGAAAACGUCAUAUUAAUAUAAGGUCAUAAUUACCUUGGUUCCUGAUCUAUUUUCCUUCCUUCCUCUUUUUGUUCCUAGGCUCCUUCAGUUGACUUCUCAAGGCCCUUUCCCCAUUCUUUCCUUCCUUGCUUGGCUCUUUCCUUCCUUCUUUCUUUCCUUCUUUCCUCCUACAUGUCUAUUUUGCUUUCUUACUUUAUUCCAAAGCUCCCUCAUUUCUACCCCCCCCCCACAGGGUGUGUCUCUGGAUCUGUUUUUGGUGACUGCAUGAUGACUAACUGCAUGUUUACUUGAGUUAAGACCAAACUUUAAAACAUAUUGAGCUGCCUCCCUAUUUUCUAUCCCUCUGUUUAACAUGCAACCUUUUCAUCCAUUUCUAUUAUAGCCUUCGUUAAACUAAACUCUGCUUUCAAGCUGUUUCCCAGGACAAGUUAUAUUUCUGCUGCUUUCCAUUUCCGUUCUGGGUUGAUAUUUCCAUCGCAGAUUCCUUUGAACACUACAAUUUAAACUGCAACCUCCACACAAUCUGCUAGAGCAAAAUAUCAACAUGUAAAGUUCAGUGUUUGCACCUGCAAGCUCAGCAUGUUAACAUUUCUAGUGCUACCUGUUCACCUUGUGUGCAUAGGCGGAUUUUGCGGGGGGGCAGGGGGUGCAUUGCCCCCCCCCUAGUGAUUGAAAUAUGUUACAGCAUUACUACGUCGAAAACUGUUCCAAUACAAAUAUUUCGUAUAUCAAUAUUUUAACAAGGUAGGACACUGGUAACCAAGGGAUAUAGUAGUUAUCAAAUAAGUAUAAGAUGUGCACAGUUAUGAUAUGUUGUACAGUUAUGUAAUGCACUGUUUUGGGGGGAGAGACCGCCCCUUCCAUGAGUGUGUGUGUGUACGGCGGGCAUGAGGCGUGCAUAACGGGACGAGUUGUGUUCGUAUGUGGAAAAGUCAUACUCAGUGUGGUGAACGCUGGCUUUAUUGCUACUGUAUCCGUAGCACCCCACGCAAUAGUUGGGACUGUGUACUGACGUUAGUAAACAAUGUUUGCCCCCCCUAGCGCAAAUGUCAAACUCCGCCUAUGCUUGUGUGUCUUAUUGCAUGUUUUGGUCUACUUCACACUUCAGUUUGUUAACAUCACUAUGCAAACAUUUGAUUUUGGAAAGUGUUAUUAAAACAAAGCCUGUGGUCCUGGCUCUCUGAA
Messenger RNA from Gymnodraco acuticeps, 4330 nucleotides. It is a transcript of the gene edem2, whose product is annotated as ER degradation enhancer, mannosidase alpha-like 2. Gene Ontology annotation, cellular component: membrane; endoplasmic reticulum. Gene Ontology annotation, biological process: endoplasmic reticulum mannose trimming; mannose trimming involved in glycoprotein ERAD pathway; carbohydrate metabolic process. Lineage: Eukaryota; Metazoa; Chordata; Actinopteri; Perciformes; Bathydraconidae. Gene Ontology annotation, molecular function: mannosyl-oligosaccharide 1,2-alpha-mannosidase activity; calcium ion binding. The record is from RefSeq and is a predicted model, not a curated record.